This is a messenger RNA of Colletotrichum phormii, 960 nucleotides long. RefSeq lists its product as uncharacterized. The coding region runs from base 1 to 960 and encodes 319 amino acids. NCBI's taxonomy places the organism in Eukaryota, Fungi, Ascomycota, Sordariomycetes, Glomerellales, Glomerellaceae. The record is from RefSeq and is a predicted model, not a curated record. The transcript has a single exon.
AUGCGCAACUCGACACGGGUUACUGAACGCUGCGUUGUGCCUGACAUUGCUGCCAGAGAGUUGCUGUACUGGGACUACAACUCUAUGGAUUCAGGAGGCGGCCAUACAAUGGCAAAGUGCUCCAUGACCACGUCAUUCAUCGGCGUUCGUGUCUCGUGUUCGGGCUGGGAUUGCGAGGCCACAGCGAUACGACUGACAGCACUGGCGCCCGGGGAAAGUCGGAGGACGAACAUAACCUUCUUCGAUAGCUGUCCCAAAGAGGAAGAAAGCCUAUGGAACUGGUUCUUCCAGUGUUUCAGUACUUUGACGGACAACGGCAGCGGGGGAGUGGGUGUGACCACCAUUUUACAAUCGUACUUGGUCGAUCCGAACCUGGGAUUGAACUCCACGGCUGCUCGUAACCUUCCACCGGUCUACACGAUAGGAAAAGAGUUGUUUUCCGUUCGCCUGGGCCAGAUUCUCAACACCUACUGGCUGGCCAUGAUAGGGAACGAGCCGUUGUUCCUGGGUCAUCCCGAGAACUACGACGGCGUAACAACGUGGUCUCCGGGAAGCGGAGACGCCUUGUCUUACGACAACUACGUCUUCUCAAAGUCGGAAGCCAAUGUAUAUGUUCGCGUACAAGUUCUCCGAUAUGAUAAGGCGUGGAUGGCCGUUUUGAUCGCGUCAACUUUGGUGUUGCUGCUCACAACAAUCUUGGACUUUGCGCUGAACCUGAAGAUUUGGGUCCCGAAGCUUCUAAUGAACACCUCGACUUUGACGAGGGGUAACCCCAACUUUGAGGUGCCGGUCGGCGGUGGAGCGCUUUCAGACGAGGCUAGGGCUAGGCUCUUAGCCGACGUUAAGGUCAGGUUCGGGGAUUCUGAAGGGGUCGAUGAUUCUCAUGAUCUCAUAAUUGGAAAUUGCGUGGAAUACGGGGGUCGUGUGUCUAAGCUGACGAAGCGCAAACUUUACGCUUGA